Centropristis striata (black sea bass) is the source of this 1473-nucleotide messenger RNA. RefSeq names its product cytidylate kinase (gene cmpk1). Gene Ontology annotation, biological process: 'de novo' pyrimidine nucleobase biosynthetic process; CDP biosynthetic process; UDP biosynthetic process. Bases 110 to 760 code for a protein of 216 amino acids. NCBI's taxonomy places the organism in Eukaryota, Metazoa, Chordata, Actinopteri, Perciformes, Serranidae. The transcript is spliced from 6 exons. Gene Ontology annotation, cellular component: cytoplasm; nucleus. The record is from RefSeq and is a predicted model, not a curated record. Gene Ontology annotation, molecular function: UMP kinase activity; ATP binding.
CUCAUCGACUUCCUACCCACCGACACUGACACGCAUUCACCGGGCAGCUCGGCUUAUUAUUUGAGUCCCCACCCGGCCGGUCUACGUCCGCAAUUGCUGGUGCUGGUUUAUGAUCGGUCGUUUGUUCGGUAACGUGUCUCAGAGGGUGUUUCACCGGGUCUUGCUGAUGAUGAAGCCGCAGGUUGUGUUCGUGCUGGGCGGGCCUGGCGCCGGCAAAGGGACCCAGUGCUCCAAAAUCGUAGAGAACUACAACUACACCCAUUUGUCAGCUGGGGACUUGCUGAGAGCAGAGCGAGCUAGAGAGGAGUCCGAGUUUGGACAGCUUAUUGCCAACUACAUCAAGGAGGGAAAAAUCGUCCCUGUGGAGAUCACCAUCAACUUACUCAGGAAGGCAAUGGAGGAGACCAUGCAGAAAGAUGAGAAAAAGUACCGUUUCCUCAUAGACGGUUUCCCCCGAAACGAGGACAACCUUAAGGGUUGGAACGAUGUCAUGAAAGACAAAGCAGACGUCAAGUUUGUGCUUUUCUUUGACUGCAGCAAUGAGGUUUGUAUCGACAGAUGUCUAGAAAGAGGGAAGAGCAGCGGACGCACAGACGACAACAGAGAAAGCUUGGAGAAAAGAAUCCAAACCUACCUGCAGUCUACCAAACCAAUCGUAGAUCUGUAUGAGAAAGACGGCAAGGUGCGCACUAUAGACGGCUCCCGCUCCCUGAACGAGGUGUUUGAUGAUGUGAAAGCCGUCCUUGAUAAAGAGGGUUGAGUUUCCUGCAGCUGCCAACAACAUCAAUUUACCUUUUUUUAGUUUUCUUUUUAUCAACUGCAAUUACACUAUAAUAAGUUUAUAUGUCCAUUCAUAUGACUUUUUAUUUUUGGUUACAUGUUUUUGUUUUCCAUCUCUUUUGUAAAAAUGUUGCACUUGUUUGUGAGUAUGUGUACAAUAUGUAUUGGUAUGACUGAGAAGUAGAGUACUUGUGAUCAACUAGUUGACGCUCCUCUGCACUGUCUUUCAUCAUAUGUUUGAGGCCUUUGCAAAGGAACAAAACCUUACAAAUUGUUAGCUUAGAUAGACACUUUUCUGUCACUUACAUUAGUGGAUGUCAACAAAAAACGGUAAAUAUCACUGAUGUCUUCAGAGUAUCAUGUCACUGGAAGCAGCCAUAAUGCUUCAGACCAAAUAGUUUGACCUAAUGACGAUGGAUUGAUAUAACUGACAAAACAAAUAAAAUGCAUAAAACAUCCGUCUCAUGUUUAGAGGACAGUGCUAUAUGGGCAUUUGCUUCUGUAGAGUUAUUCGGUGUAUGUUUGUCUGAUAGAUGGCCCAUUCUUCAAUGAAUAUUUAACUGUACCAGCUUCAUCACAGUUAUGGCACUUGAACUGAUCAUAGAGGAAACAUGAAGAUAAAAAUGAACAUUUUGUUAAAUCUGUACUGUAUCUGCUUGAAGGAGGGGUAAUAAAAAUGAGAGAUAAAAACAA